Penicillium salamii is the source of this 1938-nucleotide messenger RNA. Lineage: Eukaryota; Fungi; Ascomycota; Eurotiomycetes; Eurotiales; Aspergillaceae. The record is from the annotation of a GenBank genome assembly.
AUGGUCGAAGACAAUCAUUGGUGGAAAUUCCCAUGCCCCCCCCCCCCCCCCCUCUCUUUGUUCAAGUCACCGAAACUUGGACACCGCUCAAUCAAGGUAUUCGGCGCUUUACUCUACCGGAUUCGGUGCUCACCUAUUCAGCCAUUGAUGCACAUAGCCAGGGGUGAAUCGCCCGAGCUUUGCUGCUGUACAAAAGGAAAGGAUUCGCCUGUCUGCGCGGGACUCACAUCUAUACUGCAGACGAUAACUGCACUUCAUCUCAGUUUUUCAGGCUAUGCAUUGAUUACAAGUGACCCUAUAUUUGGAAGAUACUAUAUCAAGAUGGUCAAAUUCGACAUCUACGGCCGAGGCCGGUCACUUCGAGUGGCGAUUAUGUUUACGUGCCAGCUAGCGUUUAUAUUUUUUGGUGCGUCGGAUGAGAAUGCUCCCCUACCAGACUUGCCUAACGUUUCCUUAGGGUACGAUCAAGGCGUCUUCUCCGGCAUUGUGGGCAACGAUGAUUUCCUCGAAAUAGUCCGUCAUCCUAGCCCGGGUAUCCUCGGAAUUAUCGUAUCAAUCUACAAUCUCGGCUGUUUCACCGGAACGAUUUUAUCCUUUGCUUCUAGUGAUAAGAUGGGGCCGCGGAACUCGAUGUGGUUCGCCAUGGCAUGGAUCAUUGUCGGGGCCAUACUUCAAACCACCGCGUUUUCGAGGACACAACUGCUUGUUGCACGCUUUGUCACCGGGAUCGGGACUGGGAUUGAGACCACUGUUGUGCCGAUGUACCAGUCUGAGUUGUGUGAGGCUAAGAAGCGCGGGAAAUACGUGUGCAGCGAGGCGUUGUUUGUCGGUGUGGGGAUUGUGAUUGCAUACUGGUUUGACUAUGGGAUGAGCUAUGUGGGAGGUGCCAUCAGUUGGCGUCUUCCUGUGGCCUGCCAAAUGAUUUUUGCCAUCAUGGUCAUCAUUUUAGUAUUUGGUCUUCCUGAGAGCCCUCGAUGGCUCUUUCGUCAUAGUAGACCGGAUGAGGCUCUUCAGGUUCUGUGUGAUAUCUAUGGCAUGGGCCUUGAUGAUUCCAAGGUCGUGUCAGAAUCUGAGGGCAUCAUCCAGGCUAUUGAACUGGAAACUAUGCAUGGUGAAUACAAAUGGUCGCAAAUAUUCAAGCGGGAUGAGGUGCAGACAGGCAAGCGGGUGUUGUUGGCUUAUGGAAUGCAGUUCAUGAAUCAGAUGGGUGGUAUCAACCUGGUGGUGUACUAUGUGACAUCCGUCCUUGAGUACAAUGUUGGUUUAUCAAGAAAACUGAGCCUUCUUCUCGGAGGAGUCAUUCAGAUCAUGUUCGUAAUCGGCUCAAUCUACCCAACAUUCUUCUCCGAUCGAUUCGGCCGCCGCAAGCCUAUGAUGUGGGGGUCUUUCGGGCUGUUCAUUUCUAUGAUGAUGAUUUCGAUCCUGCUCUCGUUCAAAGGUAUCGCUUUCCAGCAUAAUCUCGAGGGCCUCAAGACAUUAAACUGCAUAGGGACAUCCGUCGAAAAGCCAACCGCCACAGCAUCAGUUGCCUUCUUCUUUCUGUUCAUGCUUAUCUUUGGUGCUUCGGUCAAUUGCCAUGGGUAUACGGACCAGAAAUCUUGCCUCUACAUGUGCGCGCAAAAGGGUAACCAAGCGAUCGGUGUCUCCGCCAACUGGCUUUGGAACUUCUUUGUGGUCAUGAUCACACCAACACUUAUUGAAGAUCUAGCGUGGAAAGGUUACCUGAUAUUUAUGUGUCUGAACUUGGUUUUUGUACCGAUUGUUUAUUUCUUCUAUCCCGAGACAGCAAAUUUGACGCUCGAGGAGAUCGACUUCCUAUUUACAGACGGAGGCAGGCCUUCCCCGCCAUCUGGCCUUGGCACUGGAAGUGUUGCAAAUGAAGUUAAGAGUGAACACACCGGGAGUGUGAGCGUUGAUGAAGGGAGGGAGAAGCAAUGA